UCUCGCACGAAGCCCUAAUAAACAUCACAAGGAGAAAAACAUCAAACGCCACCCAUUUCCCUUCACCCGACGCCCUCCCUGCGCCGCUUCGCUUCCUUUGCGAUCUAGAGAUGUCCGUGGCAGCCGAGAUCCCUCCCAGGCUCCCAGCCCUCUCACGCUACCACUUUGUCCGGCAGAAAAGGAGGAAUACAUGGUGAGCAUGAAGAUCCGUAGCGGGUACAUCCGUUCCUGUCCCGCUUGUCCAUCAAUUUAGAAGCGCCGAGGCGGAUGUAGCAGCCAGGAAGCGUCGCCAUCGCCUGACCUCAACGCGCCACCUGCAAGGUCUCCCUCCUUCCCACCUCCUCCUGACCCAACCCGUCGUCUCGCUCGUCCUCCGGGCCGGACCCGGCUGUUGCCAAUCUUAUUAGCGAUUGUGCAGAUGCCCCAUGUUCCAGUCGGUAGUCAGAAGUAUUCCACCACAUCUUCCUCCUGCCUCCUUCCCCUCAUGCUCUCAUUGGAUGAUUUGAAAUUGGGAUCUGGUUAAUCUGCAAGUAUUUUUGUGCGAGGGAAUCUGUGAGUAGUUGAUUUGAUGGUCUGGUUACACAGUAGCCCUGAAACAAUCAGAUUACAACGACGGGGGAGGCUCAUGCCCUCUGUAUCGCCACUCCUCCACUGUGUCUGAUUCAACACGAGAUGAGUGCGGAAAAGCACUAGCGAUUGGCCAUUGGAUCGGCUGUUUUAGGCGUUCCUUGCCAUUACAUGCCUUGGUCAAUGCACGCAUGGGCCGCGGAUCAUCUUCCGCUACAGACCAGCAAAGAUGAGCGGGCGACGGAUCCACGUGGGCGAGGACGUGUCGCUGAUAGUCAGGGCGUGCCGGCUGGGAUUCGGGAGUAGAUCCUCGGGGCGACCCAACCGCUGGCCACUGCACUCCUCGCCCCCUUGCAAGGUUUCAUUGAGAGUUUUAGUAAGACCAUCGCAUCGAUUGAUUGGUGAGGAGGAGGCCAGCAUCCAACAAGACAUGGUGCUGCAAGCAAAUCAGAUGAUUUUUUACAACACUGAGCGCUGGAUGACGAUGAUUAUGGCUUAUGAGCAUUUCAAGUAUACUGGUGUUCUGAAGUGUUGGAUGCAGCGGUCGAUUGUUAUUUCCAUUGAGCCGCUGCCUGGAUUGUUACCGAGCUAACGAAGGAUGUCCAUGGAACUCACCGGUACCUGUGCCCAUAGGGCUUCCAUCCAUAUUGUGGAGUUACAGAUGGUAGAGAAAAUAUCUACUUCAGACUUCAUUCCCUCUUGUGUUUAGGUUAGUGAGUUUUUUAUUCUUGCAAAAAUGACAUGAUCGAGACAUCAAUAGUAAUGGAUUUUGUCUUAGUGUGUUUGUGCUAAAAAUGUAACAUCCCAAAAUUCUAAAUUUUGGAAUGUUAUAAUAAAUAGACAGAUUUGAUUGUU
Aegilops tauschii subsp. strangulata is the source of this 1422-nucleotide messenger RNA. RefSeq lists its product as uncharacterized. The record is from RefSeq and is a predicted model, not a curated record. Lineage: Eukaryota; Viridiplantae; Streptophyta; Magnoliopsida; Poales; Poaceae.